AUGCUAACCCUCAUUGCGAAUGCAGAGUGCGAGGAGGUGCGGGUGAAGUGUUUGGAUUGCCUCAAGGCGAUGACUCCUUCCUUCGAUCGCUCCAUCGUUGAACACCAAAUUCUGCCAGUGCUGCUGCAGGUACACCUCGUGGGGUGUACAUACACCUCAAGCUUUGAUGAUGGUCUAGCCCUCGAUGAAUACCAAGCGAUCGACAAGGAAGUCAAAAGCAUCAUGCAAAAGGCAGGCCAAGGGUUUAGGGUGGACGAGGACCGACGAAGACAUUUUGCCCUCAAGGCUGUGGACGAGGACCGACGAAGACAUUUUGCCCUCAAGGCUGAGCAGCAGUCGGCAGUUGCUGCUGUGCUUCCAUCUGGUCAUCCAGCUGUUGCUGGUGCUGCAGCUACUGCAGCAGCAGCAGCAGCUGCUGCUGCUGCUACUACCACAGCUGCUGCUGCUGCAGCAGCAGCAGCAGCAGCAGCAGCACCUUUGUCUACUCCUGCUAUUUCUCUUGAGGCUUUUUUCUCACAAGCAGCAAACUCAAUAACAACAACCCCACCACCUGCGCCCCUCAAGCCUCCCCCUCCGCCCCCACCCCCCGGAGCAAUGCAGCAGCAGCAGCAGCAGCAGCAGCAGAUGAAGCAGCAGCAGCAACAGUUGCUGCAGCAGCAGCAGGAGAGCGAUGUAGAGCAGCUUCUAAGUUCCCUCUCCUCGCGGCUGCACCCGCAAGCACUCAACAUCGCCGUAAGUCUGCAGCAGCAGCAGCUGCAGCAGCAGCAGCAACAGGAGCAGCAGCAGGAGCUGCAGCACGUACAGCUGAACCAGCAGCACCAGCUGCAGCAGCAGCAGCUGGAGCAGCAGCAGCAGCAGCAGCAGUGUGUUGGUGGUGUGUUGGUUUCUAAGAAAACAAACAAAACUUUAAUUCUUUUGGGGGACCUGCAGCAGCUAGACAAAUACCUGCUGCAGCAACACAGACAUCUGCUGCUGCAGUGA
Eimeria mitis is the source of this 981-nucleotide messenger RNA. Its product is annotated as SCY kinase-related protein (incomplete catalytic triad), putative. Bases 1 to 981 code for a protein of 326 amino acids. The transcript is spliced from 8 exons. NCBI's taxonomy places the organism in Eukaryota, Apicomplexa, Conoidasida, Eucoccidiorida, Eimeriidae. The record is from RefSeq and is a predicted model, not a curated record.